AUAUGUCUCUACUUAGCAACAUUUACAGUUGCAUUGUCCCUCGUGACCAAAAGUCACAACUGCUAUCGCCACAUGCACAUAAUCCAUUUCUCCCUCAUCGAUCCCUUGCCAAAAUAGUGUACAACUUAUUAUUUAGCCAUUGAUUAAGUCUAUUACACAGCCAAAGAGUUAUGGAUACGAUUCAAAAGCCACUACUAAGCAUAGCCAACUUUGAGCUCCAACCGCUCUACAUGGCCGCCAUGCUCGUAAUCCCACUGAUGUUGCUGCUAGGUUUAGUCUCUAGAAUCCGCCGAAGGCCACCGUAUCCACCAGGGCCUAAAGGCUUACCCAUCAUAGGCAACAUGCUUAUGAUGGAACAGUUAACACACCGUGGGCUGGCUAAGCUAGCAAAAGAAUACGGCGGAAUCUUCCACCUGCGCAUGGGGUUCCUCCACAUGGUGGCGAUUUCCGACCCUGACUCAGCACGCCAAGUCCUCCAAGUCCAAGACAACAUCUUCUCCAACCGUCCUGCCACCAUAGCCAUAAGCUACCUAACCUACGACCGGGCCGACAUGGCCUUCGCCCACUACGGCCCCUUCUGGCGCCAGAUGCGUAAGCUCUGUGUCAUGAAGCUCUUCAGCCGCAAGCGCCAAGAGUCAUGGGAGUCCGUCAGAGACGAAGUCGACAAGGUGGUCGGUUCCGUCGUCUCCAACACCGGAAAACCCGUCAACAUUGGCGAACUCGUUUUCAACCUUACCAAGAACAUCAUCUACCGCGCCGCGUUCGGGUCCAGUUCCCAAGAAGGUCAAGACGAGUUCAUCAAGAUCCUUCAGGAAUUCUCGAAGCUUUUUGGAGCUUUCAACGUCGCAGAUUUCAUCCCUUUCCUUGGUGGAAUCGAUCCUCAGGGCCUUAACAACAGGCUCGUCGAGGCUCGAGCUGCGUUGGACAGUUUCAUUGACGGGAUCAUCGAUGAGCAUGUUCACAAGGUAAAGAACAACAACAACAACAAUGAUCACAGUAAUAAUAUUGAAGAGUCUGAUAUGGUGGAUGAGUUGUUGGCUUUCUACAGCGAGGAGGCCAAGCUAAACAAUGAAGCGGACGAUCUGCACAACUCUAUCAAACUCACAAAGGACAACAUCAAAGCCAUCAUUAUGGACGUGAUGUUUGGAGGUACAGAGACGGUAGCGUCGGCAAUAGAGUGGGCCAUGGCAGAACUCAUGAGAAGCCCAGAAGAUCUGAAGCGGGUUCAACAAGAGCUAGCCCAAGUUGUGGGCCUGGACCGUCGGGUAGAGGAGUCCGACUUCGAGAAGCUCACCUACCUCCGUUGCGCCCUCAAGGAGACCCUCCGCCUCCACCCGCCGAUCCCUCUCCUCCUUCACGAAACAGCGGAAGAAACAACCGUCGGGGGCUACUUUAUCCCGAAGCGGGCGCGCGUCAUGAUCAACGCGUGGGCCAUAGGAAGGGAUCCGAGCAGCUGGGAGGAGCCGGAGACGUUCAGGCCCGGGCGGUUCUUGAAGGCCGGCGUUCCGGACUUCAAGGGAAGCAACUUCGAGUUCAUACCGUUCGGAUCGGGUCGAAGGUCUUGCCCGGGGAUGCAGUUGGGGCUGUACGCGCUUGAGCUGGCGGUGGCCCAUCUACUCCACUGCUUCACGUGGGAGCUUCCCGACGGGAUGAAGCCGAGCGAGAUGGACAUGAGCGACGUCUUCGGACUCACCGCUCCCAGAGCCACUCGCCUCGUCGCUGUUCCCACAAAGCGCGUGCUCUGCCCUCUCUCUUAGAAACCCAAACCAACAACCUCCUUCUCCAAACAUAACAAACACUUUCCCGCCCUUUUUUUAUUGUAAUUUUUUUCUCUCUCUCUUUUUUUAAUCCCCCCACCAAAAAAAUUAUACACAAAGAAAACGUAUCUAUAUAUGUAUGUAACUAUGAAAAUGAAAAUGGAAAUAACGAACCCAACAAGGAAGUAAUGUCUAGUUUACUGCUUCUAUUUUUUUCCCUUUUAAUUAAUUUGUGAGAGGACACUUAAUUAGGUUAUUGAUGUGAUGUAAGGUUUGUUGCAAGCAAAAUUAUACAGUGGUAAUCGUUGACGUUAUUGAUUCCA
Molecule: messenger RNA, 2080 nt
Organism: Arachis duranensis
Lineage: Eukaryota; Viridiplantae; Streptophyta; Magnoliopsida; Fabales; Fabaceae
Product: cytochrome P450 84A1
Exons: 3
Coding region: 171-1757 (528 amino acids)
Biological process (GO): lignin biosynthetic process
Molecular function (GO): iron ion binding; oxidoreductase activity, acting on paired donors, with incorporation or reduction of molecular oxygen; monooxygenase activity
Source: RefSeq, a predicted model, not a curated record